AUGUCUGAACAACCACUUCUUCAAAGUGCUCCCGGCAAACGCAUCGCCCUCCCGACCCGCGUCGAGCCCAAGGUCUUCUUCGCCAAUGAACGCACCUUCCUGUCGUGGCUCAAUUUCACCGUGAUCCUGGGCGGACUGGCCGUCGGCCUGCUCAACUUCGGCGACUCGGUCGGCCGCAUAUCCGCCGGCCUCUUCACCUUGGUCGCCAUGGCAGCCAUGAUCUACGCCCUCAUCACGUUCCACUGGCGCGCCAAAGCUAUUCGCGUCCGCGGCCAGGGCGGCUUCGACGACCGUAUUGGACCGACCGUGCUGGCCCUUGCCCUGCUCGCUGCUGUCGUUGUCAACUUCGUGCUGAGGGUCGUCGAGUCAUAG
Fonsecaea erecta is the source of this 372-nucleotide messenger RNA. Its product is annotated as vacuolar transporter chaperone 1. The record is from RefSeq and is a predicted model, not a curated record. The transcript is spliced from 2 exons. Bases 1 to 372 code for a protein of 123 amino acids. Lineage: Eukaryota; Fungi; Ascomycota; Eurotiomycetes; Chaetothyriales; Herpotrichiellaceae. Gene Ontology annotation, cellular component: vacuolar transporter chaperone complex; fungal-type vacuole membrane.